Molecule: messenger RNA, 6141 nt
Organism: Diorhabda sublineata
Lineage: Eukaryota; Metazoa; Arthropoda; Insecta; Coleoptera; Chrysomelidae
Exons: 8
Coding region: 643-1248 (201 amino acids)
Source: RefSeq, a predicted model, not a curated record
UUAACAUUGAUUUCUCAUUAAAUUUGAAAAAUAAUAAGUAACACAGUGACGUUAAUUCAAAAUCAUUAAAUUUAUUUUAUAGGACGCUACGCUGCUAGCACAAUGGUCUUCUAUUUUGAACAUGACUUUAACGAAACAUCAUUGUAUCUGCGAUUAUCAUUAUCAUAAAGAAGAAGAUAUUGUGAAAUCGCGGAAAAUUGAUUAUUCAGGUGGAAUAAUCAAAAAAUAUGAAUUGAAACGAUGGACCAUAUUGCCAAAUGCUGUACCAGUUAACCUACAGCCAAGACAAUAUGAUAUUGAAGUAAAGUUUUAUAGAAAAUUUCAUUGACUUUCAAAGAUAUUACAAAAUUUGUACUAACUUUAAAUGUAACUUUCAGAAAAUCAAGAAAACCUGCACUAUCAAACGGUUAAAAUAAUAAAUGACAAUAAAUUUUCAAAGAAGCCAACCAUCAAUGUGCGAAAGCCUUUUCAACAGCUGGACAAUCGUAUUAACAUUAAAAAAAACCAGCGUCAACAUCAAUUGAAAAGAUCUCGCCUUCGCUGAUAAAAAUCCGAAAAACUGCAAGUUCUGACGAUAAAUAUCCACAAUUUAUUUCACAUAAAACAUCAUUAAAUAGUAUACCUGAUCAACCAGUAGACAAGAUGCAAAUUGCUGUGAACAAUGUAGAGACAAGAUUUGAUGCAGAACAAGUUUUUUUAAAUGAAAUCGAUUCAAACAAUACUCCUAAGAAUAUUAAGGAAGUUUGUGAAGGAACAAGAAUUGAAGAAACGAGCAUAUCUGGAAAUUGUCCUGGUCUCAUUCUGAACAAUUAUAAACGGCUACCACAAAAUCCGAGAUGUUUUGCAUGCCGCACUCUUCGUGAUCGACUCUUCACUAAAGCAGCUAGACAGCGUACUGCUGCAAAUAAAAAAUACAAAUCUCAAAUACCACUGAAACGACUUAAAAACAAAUGUAAUCUCUUACAGAAAAAGGCUAUAACAGAUUUUUUGGAAGAAUGGGAGUCUGGUAUGGAAAUUUUAGGGGAUUCUAUGCCUUUUUCUGAAAGUACAUUAGUGGGUUUUAAAGUAACACUAGCUUCAACACUUGAAAUAACUGAUAUGAUGCAUAAUGAGUAUGGCUUUGAGUACUUUAUGACAUCUCGUCUAUCACAGGAUUAUCUGGAGCAACUUUUUUCAAUAAUGAGUCGAAUGGAAAUAAUUGGCAAGUUUGGACCUGUUGAGCGUGAUAAUAAAGUUUUAAAUCAUUAGUUUUGUUAAAACCUGUGUGCGCAACGGGAGAAGUGGUUCUAUAAUUGUGUUUUACCAAAGUUAAUUGUUUUAUCAAAAUGAAUUUCACAGAAGAACAAACAUUAAAUUUUAUUGAUAUGUACAGAGAUCACCCUCAACUCUGGGACUCUACACAUGAAGAGUACAAAAACAAAAGGCACGAUUUACUUACAGAAAUCGCAGUUUCUUUUGGAAUCGAAAAGUCAGAGGUAGAGAAAAAAAUUAAAAACCUCCAAUCACAGUUUUCUCGCGAAAGGAAAAGAGAAAAGGACUCUCAAAAAACAGGCAGUGGAACAGAUUAGAUUUACCAAAGCAAGUGGUUCGCCUAUGGCCGAUUGUUAUUCCUUGCUGACAAAAACAAACCAAGAAAAACAUUGGACACUGAGGUUUCACAAAAUCAACAAAUUGGAGACAGUGAAGUCAACAAGGCCACUGCUGGUGAUGAAGACAAGGAAAGAGAGGAUGUGUCGUCGGUAACAAAGUCACCCAAGGAAAGAGAAUUCAGGUCUCCUAAAUUGGGAUUUAAAAGAAAACGCGGACCUCUUGCAGCUCCUCCUAUCACGACACCAUUGUUGAAUGAAGCUCUGAAUGUUAUGAAAUCUAUUCAAAACAAAAAAGAAGAUGCAAAGGAUGAGUAUUCUCUUUUUGGUGAGCAGAUUGCAAUAAAAAUACGAAAACUUAAUUCACCCCAAGCAAGAUUUGCUGUUCAAAAUGCUAUAAAUCAUGUCUUGUAUGAGGCAGAAAUUGGCAUGUACAACCCUGGUAUCCCUCAAGCUAGCUAUAGUGGUCCUAUCACGGCAUUUUAUUCGCAAGUUCCCUAUAGCUACUCUCACCAUCGACCACAGAAUACUGCAACCCCGCCAUUGUCAUCAUCUGGUUCCGAAUGUAGCACUUUCCAAUCUGAAUACUCUCCUUCACUUACUCCAACUCCUACCCAUGUUCAAGCUGAAGUCAGUCGAACAUUCCUGGUUUAGAAGACAUGUUUUCAUUGUAAACACCCUAACUAAUUACUUUUAUAUAACAAUAUGAUUAUGAGAGAGAAAAAAAUUUUUCUUAUACCUUUGUAUUACAAUUCUUAUACUUUUAUAUUACAAUAUUACUAUUAUGAGGGAAAAAAUCUAAUAAAAUAAGUUCAUUUUCAAAUUUUUCCUUAUACCUUUGUACCUAUUAUCAAAUAUACGAUUAGUUUUGAAUGCUCUAAGUACAGGAACUUUUUUUAAUGAAGAUUUUGGUCACUAGUCAAUACAGUUGACCACUGCGCCAAGGUGGCCGGCGAAUCGGGACCUAGAAUUAUUAGGAAUUAUUGCUAUUCCAAUAGGAGCCAAAUAGAAACCAUUUAUUAUUUUAUUUACCAGCUCCUUGACUCAGUGGUCACUGCACUAGGCUUGCACCAAAAAUUAUGACAUAUUACCACAAAGAAACAGUAAUUAUUUAUUAUAUAUUAUUUUAACUUACUUUUACUUCAUCUUGAAGUACAGAGAUGAGUGCAGCACAAACAUCUGGUAUGAUGGAGGAAAUUGUUUGUUUUGGACAUCUUCAGCAGGUAGCUCAAGGACGAAUAUGAAUCUCUACUUGCUAAAAAGCGCAUGGUUACUGCAAAGCGCUCACUUGGAGGAAUGGCUUCUCUGAAAGUUGUGUUUUUUUUUUGAAAUUAUGGGUCCUAUCAUUCCCAGUAAUUUUUCAAAAUCAGAACUCUUCAUCCGGAAAAAAUUUUUGAAUCCAGCGUUGCAUCUAUAUUCUAAAUUUAACGGAUCCACUUCAUCCAACAAUAAAUCUUUUAUAAAUUCGGUUGCGCUGUACUUUUUUCUCCCAUUAACGAGACUAGGUCGAAUCCAAAGCCUCCUGGAAUUCAAAAGUUAUCAAUUAGGGUGUUGAUAAAUAAUGUCGAAAUCCAUUUUUAUUAACAAAUUUUAUUGGAGACAAUGGUUUCCUCAUCUAUAAAAAUAACAGUACAGAAGUUAAGUAGUUGUAAAAAGGUAGCGACUUACCUUGUUGAACGAUGCACAUGUUGGUCUACAAGCGCGGACAUAAAUAUGGCAGUAGCAGCAGCAACAAGAGCAUCUGCAUCAUUCACUAAAGCACAGCACUCAACUACUCACAGUCGACUGAUGAAAUACGUCCACACAGCAGUUUAUGUGUGGACGAGUCGAAUGUCGCCUAUGUCGUUCGGCAUAGUGUGGAUGCGGCUUAACGAGCACCCAGACGCGAAAUUCUUUUUGCAAGUUUUCAGAUUAUUCUGUCUGUUUUCGCUAAUUCGACCACCUAAAGGUAGCAAUGUGACAGGGGUUGAAUUACUUCAAAGUUUUAUUCAGAAUAAAGACACUAUAAAAGUGGAUUCUUAAACUCGAUGAAGCUAUGGAAAAUUGUGCUUUGCCAGGUGACCAGGUUCUUAUAUAUGGAAAUGAACAGGGUCAAAAAGAAGCAAGUGAUAAUGAUAACUCUAAAGAUUUGAACCAAAUUGAUUUACCUAAGACUGUUCGAGAGCAUGAAGACAAGCUCAUAGAUCAUAACUAUAAUGUAACUUAUACUAGUGAACAAGUAUUAGCAUAUUUGGCUGGCUAAGUGUCCCGUAAAAUGAAAAAAAAUACGAAUUCUGCAAAAAUUGUUUUGAUUCUUUAUCUUCGGCUGGAUUGGUAGAAGAGAAUCAACAAAAUGAAUUAAUCAACGAACUGUCCUUGUAUGGCGGCCUAGCAUAUCCGAGUCAGGGAUUGUUUGAAUUAACUCGCCGGUUAGAAAAUACAGUUUUGGAUGUUGUUGGGAAAAAGGGAAUUGAAGGGAAUACUAUACAAAUGAUUUUUGAUCGAAUUCUCAAAUUCAAUUGCCCAAAAUUGGUUGCUACGAACAUUCUCUAUUGUUAACAAGAGAGAUUAUUAUUUAACCAUGAGAGGACAUUUCUUGGCCAAAACAUUGAACAAGGAGUAUAUAGAAAAAAAAAUAAAAGUAAAAUGUAUAAGAAAUUAUCAAAGUUGUGACUGACGUUUGAUUAUAUUCAUGUGAAAAGCUGUACAAUCCUUAAUAUCUUAUUAGAUUUUUAUUUUUUAUUAAGAACUUGAUAUAUUUCUGUACCUGCUUGCAUAAGCUAAUUACCAAUGAUAUUUUAACAAAACUAUAAUUAUUAUAUUUGUUGCGGAUAGAGUUCAAUAUUUUAUUUCUAUGAACCAAAAUGUUUUAUUUUCAAUUAUUUUAUUCUUAUUGAUAUUUUUAUAUGACUAUAACUAUUAUAUUAGUUGCUAAUGAAGUUCAAUAUUUUAUUUUUAUAAACCGAAAUAUUUUUUUUAUUAUUCUAUUAUUUUUAUUGAUCUAAUUAUAUCGCUAUAAUUAUUAUAUUAGUUACGGAUAAAAUUCAAUAUUUUAUUUUAAUCAACCAAAAUGUUUUUUUUUAUACUAUUUCAUUAUUGUUACAUGAUUCUAUUUUUUUUCAUAUUAGAAUAUUUAAUUUAACGAGAUUCUGUUUUGUUAAUCGUUUUAUUAUUUUAAUACUACUAAUUUCAUUAUCACGGUGCAUUAUUUAAAGCAUUACUAUACAGUUAUUUUCAAAUCAGCGCGUAAAAUUCAAGCGAAUACCCUCUAUAAUCAGUGCCACCUAUUUUCCCAUCAAAAAUCAGCUCACAUUUUUUAACCCAGAGAUGUUCCUCCUUCUCUACACUCCAUACCUUUCUCUUUCAAUUCUUUUAAAGAAUUAAAAUGGUGAACUGUAUUUAUAGGACAGAUAAAUAGCUCGUCAGUCUAAAAAAUGAGUCGUGGGGCGCGUGAAAUUUCUAUCAACAAUCCGACCGCUCAUAUAUAUUACUGCUAGUUAUCAUGACGUCAAAUUUCGUUGUUUAAUCUUUUCAAAAGCCUAGAUUGAUGGAAAGACGUGUGAAGGAUAGUACCAAGGCCUAAUUACCCAUAUUGCCUUUUUUACAUCUACUUUUCACGAAUCAUCAAUCCUUAUUUCCGAUGAAAACAUUAUAUACAUAUAAAGGAGAAAAUUUUUGAUUUUUCGCACAGGAAAUAAUGAGACUGAAUACGACUCCGUAAAAGUCUGGAAAUAUCGAUAUGUCAAAGAUGAUCUUAGACCCUGAUUUUAUUAGUUUAAUAUCUAAAUAUCUGAAAAAAAUCUCAAUUACUCCUAGGGACGCAAGACAUAAAUUUCAGCAGGGAAAUUGAUAUCAAGUGGUAAGAAAGAUGUAGGGACACACAUGGUUAUUUAGGAGAAUUGAAAGCAAUGAAAAUGAGAAGAAAAGUUGUUACAUUAAAAAAAUGUGAUGAGUUAAAUGCUGAUUCCAGACGAACAAGAGGAAAUAAGAACACUAUGGUGCCGCAUGCACAACAAGUGGAAUAUAAACCUUUCAAUGCACUAUCACACGUUCCUCUGGCAGCACAUUCACACCAGGGCGAAAUACAAGGCUAGAAGUGUGCUUCUAAACUCUUGUAAUUCUUCAUAGCUUCUUUGGUCGUAAAUUUCGUGCGGAAAACUAGGUACUCUAGUCUGUCUAAUUCGGUCACGCGUGGCCACUGGUGCCUAACUUCCUACCGCAGCUCAAAUGGGUCACAACAACACUCCUGAACUUUCUUCUAAUAACGCUCAAAAAGUAUACUACAUCAAAACAAUUAUCACUAGCAAUGCUCCGGCAUGUCCUUUCUCCUCGAAACGCGUCAACAACAUGGCCGACGCCUUGUCAUUACUGCUCAAUAGAUGGCGCUAGUAUCGCCCUGUCGGGGCUUCGUACACCCCAAGGUUUGUGGUAGUGUGAACAGUGUGUUUAGUAAGUACUCUGUCAUAUAUGAGAAGUCUAGGUUUCGAUAAUCCUAUAUUCAAUGUAGAAUGAACUAGUUAUCCAAAUUAGGUCAUUAUGAGCCAAAGUUUAGGAAAAACGACCAGAAGAAUUCGGU